Molecule: messenger RNA, 501 nt
Organism: Trichophyton benhamiae CBS 112371
Lineage: Eukaryota; Fungi; Ascomycota; Eurotiomycetes; Onygenales; Arthrodermataceae
Product: DUF647 domain protein
Exons: 2
Coding region: 1-501 (166 amino acids)
Source: RefSeq, a predicted model, not a curated record
AUGACAACUAUGAACCGCCAGCGUACCAAUAUUGUCUUCUCCCAUCUCUUCGAGGACGAUCGAAUCCUCACGCCAGCCGAGACUUCCGAGGAAGAACGAAUCUUCGAGAGAGACGGCGUGCUCCGGUGGAAAGCUGAAUCUAGUGGUAUUCUGGGAACCUGUCAAAUUGGAACCUCCCUGGAGCAGCUACUACUACUGCUACCUGAACAGGCUGAUAGAGACGCCCUAGAGACCAGCCAAACGAGUAGCACAGCUAUGGAAGCCAGUACCAAUCUGACGGCUCUUCUCGAACUAUUCGGAGAAGAGGAGUAUAUCCUCUACUUUGGCCCCCUGUCCCGCAGAGGAGCCAUCGUACUAAAGGCCGGAGCUACUGCACAAGCACAGCUGAAAGCAUGGAGUCAUGCGCUUCUUGUUUCUCGACAUCUGGCAAGGAAAAAUGGCACAGCUACUUGCAUACACGAGAAACAAGGCGGUCAGGAUAAGCUGUACGCAAAGUUGUAA